AUGGCAUCAAAUAGGAUCGACGACAUGUUCACGAAGAAAAGAAAGGCUGAGGAACGAAAACUCAUAGAAGAAAUCCGCUACAAACGCUCAUGUAUCAGACUAGCUGCAACGUUCCCAGCUGAAGAAGAAAUUCAGAAGAAGAUUCGCAGAGAGGUCGAGUUCAUCAAGGAAUUUCGAAGUCAAGUGGAAACCGAAAUCAGAGAAGCUGAGCUUCAAGAGCAAAGAGAGAACCACAUCAACGCCUUCGUCCAGACCAAAGAAGAAAUAGAGCAUCUCCAUUGCGAAUUUAAACAGUAUUAUACGGAAAUUAAGGGACAUACCCGUAGCCUGAGCGAAAACGUUCAUAGCAUCAAGGAAGAACUUCGUCGAGAUUUCAAACAAGGCUUUGCCGAAAUCGAUAAACGGAUUACUAAUCAGAACGAAAACACUCAUAGCAUCAAAGAGGAACUUCGCCGUGACUUCAAACAAUACUUCGCCGAACUCAAUAAAAGGAUUACUAACCAGAAGGAAAAUAUCAAAAGCAUGCGGGAAAAUCUCCACCGCGAGUUUGGACAAUGCCGUAAAGAAAUAGAGGAGCAGAUUCGUGACCAAAGCGAUAGCAUAAAGGGAAUCAUCGAACUGACCAAAAAUUCGCUUGAGACACAGCUGGCAACUCUUCCCUCUUACGCACCGAAAACAGAUCAAGAGCCAACCAUGCCGAAAGAAAUGGCAUCGGAAAGGACAACAACCAAAAACUGGACAGAAGACCCUACUUCGAAACAUCAAGAACCUGUAGGACAAAGGAAUGUCAGAGAGGAGGAAGUUGAAGAAGACCUCUUAGAUCUAUAUGACGAUUACGAAUGUAAGGAGCAGAAGGAUACAAGCGAAGGGGCUUCAACUUAUACCAGAGAAAGCAUUCGACAAAGAAAAGAGCAUGCAGAGAAGGAGCGGAGCGAGCAACUAGAUGAACGAAAAGCCAGAAUCGAGGAGUUCCUCAGAUACAAUAGGGAAGUACCAGAAAGGAAAAUUAGACGACUCAACUACAUGAGAUCAGAAGAACGCUUCUUAACAUGCUCAUUCUGUUUGGCCAGAGGAGAACAUUACUCAGACAGCUGUCCAGAGUAUGCAACUGUGGAUACGAGAUCGAGAAGAGCACGCUGUGUCCUAUGUCUCGACAGCCGUCAUGACACGGAACAUUGCUGGAGCAAGGGCAAGGCACGCAUGUAUUGCGGCAGUACGCACCAUAACAAGGCCUUGUGUGCCCUGCCAGAGACGAUAAACAAGCGCCGUAAAGAGCUGGAAAAGGUUCGGUUCGGUCAAGUUGGACAGCCCCAAGUUCUCGCUCCAUACCCUGGGAAAAUGCUUCCCGCAAAAGACGAUCUUCGACUUCAUUCCGUGAACGGUAGCGGUUCCAAGCCCAUAUAA
Necator americanus (New World hookworm) is the source of this 1404-nucleotide messenger RNA. RefSeq lists its product as uncharacterized. Lineage: Eukaryota; Metazoa; Nematoda; Chromadorea; Rhabditida; Ancylostomatidae. The coding region runs from base 1 to 1404 and encodes 467 amino acids. The record is from RefSeq and is a predicted model, not a curated record. The transcript is spliced from 3 exons.